AACAAUAAAGUGGAAGAUGAUACAGUGCUUUAUAUGAUAAAAAUGCGGAUAAGAUAACAAUGCUUUAGAUGAAGUAUAUGGUAUUAAAUGAAGGCAGUCAUUUCCGAAACUCGGGCUAAGUCAUUUCUUCAUAUGCAACAACGACGCAAGCGAUCUGCCUACGAGGAAUGCCGAGAAGGGUGUUGGUUUACCGAAUUGAAUGAAGUGAGCGAUUGGGAGGCCAAGAAAGUGUUUAUGAAGAAUGUCAAAUGUUCACAUUACGACUGCGGCCCGGGAGGUUACUGCACAAACAUCAACAAUAACUUCGUCCAUUCCGACUAUCUGCAUGUCCAUUGCAUUGUUGAUGGUUCCUGGGGUACAUGGAGUGGCUGGGAGAUGUGUUCAGUGUCUUGUGGAGGUGGUACGAAGAAAAGGUUCCGUUCGUGUGAUAACCCAGCACCACAAAAUGGAGGAAAUCAAUGUCCUAACCCUAGUACCAGUAGUGAAGUAAUACAUUGUGGCGAAAUACCUUGUCCAAUUGACGGUGUAUGGAGAAAAUGGAGCCCUUGGAGCAUCUGCUCGGUAACAUGUGAACUCGGAUCAAAGGUUAGAUCUCGAGUAUGCGAUGAUCCUGCCCCAGCUCAUAACGGCCUGCCUUGCGAUGGAGAUGCCGCCGGCACAGCUCAGUGUGAACUUUCACCGUGCCCUGUGGAUGGAGCUUGGUCGCCAUGGAGAAGCUGGAGCCCAUGUUCCCUUGUUAAUAAUGAUGUCAUCCGGUCAAAAUGUAGGAAAUGCACAAAUCCGAUCCCACAAUACGGCGGGGCAUUUUGCCCUGACAAAGCCCUGGACUCCGAGCAGUGUGCGCUUGCGCCAGAUGUAUUCAAGCCUAAAUGUAGAUGUCGCCGAUCUCGUAUGCCGGUGCUUAGAAAUAUGAGUUUGUCAGAGGUAGCAGCCGCAGUAGAUGAACUGAAAGAGGAAUUAACAGUUGACAAAUCCCAAACAGCCAUGGCCAUUCGGAAGAAAGUUUCCGCUCCAGAUUCCCGGACAUCCUCGAAAAUUAUAGGAGCACUACUUGGUGUUCUGAUGUUUUCAAUACCUUUCACCUUCAUCUUUGCCUUCGACUUCGUGAACGUCUACCAAUAUUUCCUUCGCAGGAAAAGAGUCUUACCGUCACCACUUACAGACAGCCCCACUCCCAGGCGCCGUAGAACUUCUGAAGUUUAAUAAUAACAUCUAUAACGAUUUCUGCUGAAACAAGUUUCAAUACUACUAUACCUAUAAGGCUGUUGUUUGCAUUCCCGAUUGAUUUCACGAUAUUUAUAUUGCCUGUGCGUAUGUAUAUGUGCCUGAUUUCACACUAUCAAAUCAUUACUAAUCUGGUGCAAAAUUGUGAUUACCAUGUAUUUUUUUCUGAAUUAGAAUAACGAGUAUGUGAACUGCGUUAUGUAUAUCGUUUUUCAUUUUAUUUUCCCUUUUUUCACGUAAUACGUUCUAUGAAACUGUGCUUUUAAUGGCGGACCAUAUUUGUUGUACAUGUAUAGACAAGCUCCAAUUCAGCAUGCUUUUAAAGGUAGAAAUUUGAAAACACUAUAUCUGGGCCCGUAUUCAUGAAACAGUACUCGUGCUCAAUUACAUAUUUUGAGCUAAGGAUCAAAUACUUUUUGGUGAUAUAAUAUGAUUUCUCAAUUAAUGUGUUUUCAAUGAUUUCAAGAAAUUUCGGAGAGACUUCGGGCGAGAUAUUAUUUUCGAUGUUUUUCGAGUUUUAUUUUAACUGCUAUUUUAUUAUCUAAGCGAGUUUAAAGAAAGCUUGGUUGAAAUCACAGAUUUCAUGCUUGUGCAUGAGAAUAGUUUUAUGAAUACAGACCCUGGUUUAAAACAUUAAAUGUUGAUGAUCUGAUGGGGUGAUUAGUUAAGUUAUGAGGAAUAUUUCGGCCUUUAUUGCCUCUUGGUUCGUUUAAUUGGUCUUAGUAAUAUCGCAUUAACCAUUGAGUGAAGGUAAACAUUAAAUGCAAUAUAUGUAUCUAAGAGGUUAGCUCGAUACAUCGGUA
Pecten maximus is the source of this 2027-nucleotide messenger RNA. Its product is annotated as properdin-like. Lineage: Eukaryota; Metazoa; Mollusca; Bivalvia; Pectinida; Pectinidae. The record is from RefSeq and is a predicted model, not a curated record. The transcript is spliced from 8 exons. Bases 88 to 1203 code for a protein of 371 amino acids.